CAUUUCUUGGCAAACGGAGCAGGGUGAGGCAGAAUGCUGCUUUCUGUGAGGAUCCUGGUCUGUCUGUUUCUGUACACUCAGCAAGGUCAGGGGGAUCUGAGUUGUCAGAUCAACCAGAAACAAUUAAUGAUUGUGGCCGUGGUAAAUGAAAAAGUGAAGAUUUCAUGUGAGUACAGCUGCCACCUCAAACCUCAGCCAGGUAAGCAGACUUCAUCGCCAGCAAACCCUGUCAAAUUCACCGUGAGACUGUACAAGGACUACCAGAAUCAGACUGUCAAAUCGUUAUCAAGACAAGCAGUUGAACCCCAUCUCAAUGUGGCCUGGGAGAAGAGAGUGAAGCACACAGGGGAUAGUGGAGUCUAUUACUGCACAGAUUCCUACAGGACAACAUCAGGGACACUCCUGCAAGUGAAACAUGCUGUUUACGUGAAGACUUCUUUCACCCUGCAGUACAUCCUCGGAACUAUUUGCAUCAUCCUGGCAUUGUACAGUGUCACUGCUACAUUGGUGGUACUCAUCAAAAGGAAGGUUUGUAACAGGUGUAAGGUUUGCCUGAUGAAACCUGCUAAUCCAGACACAGUGCUGCAGGCUCAGCUCCCAGAAAGUGUACAACUGUUUAUCAGCUUCUGCCAGGGUAUCCAGUCUCUCAGGACUAACUUCAAACUUUCCUACAGCCGUCUGAUAUCACCCAACUCUGAAUCGCAGCAAAAUAACAGAUCACAUAGCACAGAGGAUACUACUGAAGAUGCCUACAUGGCCCUGCAGAUACACAAGGUAUCAGUGUACAGCUCCCUACACAAUGACAGAUCCAAAAUGCAAGCUUCAUCUCAAAGAAAUAAAGCAUCAACGAGUGCUCAGAAGGUGCAGUCUCAGGCCCAGGAAGAUGUUUACGAGUGCGUUUAUGACAGUUUCUGAAGCAAAGGUCCCCCAUAGGAAAUGGAAGGAGGUGCAGCAUCCCCCCACCUACCCCAACCACCAGAUGCGAUCACGGAGCCUGGUGUGAGCUGUACCUAUUCCCCAGGCUGUGGCCCUGACACAUGGUGCUAUUCCAGAUGCUGUCACACACAGGAUCCCCCUCCACCCCCGAGAAUGUGAGUCUGCCUCUGUCAGGGGGCGCAGUGUCAGGGCUGGGCUGACAAUUCCAUCAAACCUCGUGACCAAACUCCAUUGAUCACAGGAUUAUAAUGGUGCAUAGGAGGCCAUUCAACCCAUCGUGUCUGCUCAAGCUCUCUGAAGGAGCAUCAUGACUUUGUGACUAUCUCCUGCCUUUUCUCCGUGAACCUCCACCAUUCUUUCUAUUGAAAUUACCCAAUAAUAUUAAAGCCCUCAGUUGAACAUGCCUCUGCCAUUUUUGCAGACAGUGCAUUCCAGCCUUAAAUUCCUCACCCAGUGAGAAAAGUUUCUUUCUCACCACAUUUGUCCCUUUUGCAAACUACUUCAGAUCUGUGCAUCCUCCUUCUCAAACCUUUUAUCAGCAACAACAGCUUCUCCCUAUCCACUCUGUCCAGAUUCCUCAUUCUAUCAAAAUCUCCUCUUAGCCUUCUUCUCUCAAAGAAGAACAGUUCCAAUCUCUCCAACCUAUCCUCAUUACUGAAGUUUCUCAUCCCUGGAACCAUUCCUGUAAACUGUUUCUGCACUCUCUCCAAUGCAUUCACAUCUUUCCUAUAUCGUGCCACACACAGCUGUACACAAUGCACCAGCUGAGGUAUAACCAGCAUCUUGUACAAGUACAAUAUCACCUCCUUGCUCUUGUAAUUCUGUUUUAACUUUUAUUUCAUAAAACUGAAUUGACAGAAUAUAUACAGGCACACAUACAGACACAGUUAAACCUCCAUAUACACAAAUGUACACAGAGCACAUGCAUUCACUCUUACGGUAUUAUUCAUAGCCAUUUUCUUCAGAUGACUAGAUAUCCCACUCUCCUGACUCACUGCCUUUCUCUCUUUUCAAACCUUUAGCCUUUGAUCCAGCCAUAAAUAUCAAGGAUGCCUUUCAGACGUGUCUCCACAUUAAAGUCAGAAAAUAAACACAAUUUGCGGAUAUCU
Messenger RNA from Rhincodon typus (whale shark), 2045 nucleotides. RefSeq lists its product as uncharacterized. Gene Ontology annotation, biological process: B cell receptor signaling pathway; positive regulation of cytokine production; regulation of B cell differentiation. Lineage: Eukaryota; Metazoa; Chordata; Chondrichthyes; Orectolobiformes; Rhincodontidae. The record is from RefSeq and is a predicted model, not a curated record. Gene Ontology annotation, molecular function: transmembrane signaling receptor activity. Bases 34 to 915 code for a protein of 293 amino acids. Gene Ontology annotation, cellular component: membrane raft. The transcript has 8 exons.